AUGUCCACCAAUUCUGGAAGGUUCGAGGAUGCCAAAGCAGGGGAGCUAUGUGACUUGGAACUAGAGUGUGAAGGGGUAAAGCUUACCGUGCACAAGAUCGUGGUCUGGAAUAGAUCUGAGGAAAGUCGCACCAACGUUGUCCAGAUCCCGGAUUUCUCUCUGGCUACUGUGAAGCGAAUGGUGGAGUACAUGUACCUCGGUGACUAUACUUUGGGUAACGAGCUUAAAUGGGAUCUCAGGUAUGUGGUUCCCAAUACAAGGACUCGCAGGUUUGUAUCUUGGCAAAUUCUAAAUGAGAUGCAAGAACUCGCGGGCUUAAGAGUUGAUACGAGCUCGGAUUUGGCCGCCGCUCUCGCAUCGGACCAUUCCCCGGACCUCAUCUCCAUUACCGAGUCGGCUAAUGAUCCUACCGAUUCCACGCCACUCACAACUGCGGAGACACUGCGUCCUCAUCUCGAGAUGAGAAUGAUCGCCGGCUACUACCUUAUCCCGGGCCGGGGGUUUUUUGCGCUGGAAAUGUCCGGGCCUUCCUUUGGCGACGUACAACAGGAGCAAGAAGCUAAGCCAUGA
Molecule: messenger RNA, 570 nt
Organism: Aspergillus saccharolyticus JOP 1030-1
Lineage: Eukaryota; Fungi; Ascomycota; Eurotiomycetes; Eurotiales; Aspergillaceae
Exons: 2
Coding region: 1-570 (189 amino acids)
Source: RefSeq, a predicted model, not a curated record